CUUGGGCACAUCGUUUAUCUCGUUUGACAAUGUCAUUGAUUUCGAACCAAUUUUACCUUAAAUUUUUUAAGCAUUUACCUUACGAUUUUCAUAUACGACAGUUUAAUAUCUUAGGAAACUGUAGAGAUACGGGAACGUAUUCCAAAACGGGGAAAUAAUGCCACGCGGAAAGAAGAAAGGUGGACGGAAGAAUGCCGACUCUCGGCCUCCAAGUGACGAGGAGUAUGACACAGCUGAUAAUCUCAGCACAGUCAGUGUCCAGUCCGAUGACAUUGGCAGUAUUGCCGAAGAAGUAGGUGAGACUGGGGAAGUGGAUGAAACCACAGCACAAGAGGAGUUGGAGGAGAAACUGAAGGAAUGUAUUGAUGAUCUGACACAGAAAAGUUCCAAAGUGAGACUAACUUGUCUAGGUGGAAUUCAGAGAGCAUUGUCAAAGAAGUAUUUAUACACUUUCUUGACUGAGAGGAAGGAAACCUUAACUGAUUGUCUGGGGCGAUGCAUGAAGAAGGGGAAAGGAGAGGAGCAGGGUCUGGCAGCAACUUGUGCAGCUUUGCUAUGCAUUCAGCUAGGUCAAGAAGGGGAGACCACUCUGCAGGAACUCCGGCCUAUUAUGUCUGCCAUACUCACUGACAACUCAGCCUCUCUCAAAGCCAGGGCUAAGUGUGCCAUUGGACUUGCAAUGUGCAGUUUCAUUGCCAGUAAUGACAUUCAUGAGAUUAUGGAAGUGAUGGACAAACUGAAGACAAUUUUUAAGGCGUCCUAUAAACGUGGAGACCAGAGCAUUCCUAGUCACACUGCAGAUGUUUGUGCCCUUCACACUGCUGCCCUAGAGGGUUGGAGUUUUCUCCUGACAUUAGCCCCAAACCACCUUGUCAGCAAAGUAAUUGACAGUGAGCUCCCUAAACUGCCAGACCUGUUGGACAGUCCAGAUGUGGACCUUCGCAUUGCAUCAGGGGAGACAAUUGCGCUGCUGUACGAGUUGGCACGUGAAGACGACGAAGAGUUUGAAGGGGAUGACCUGGAAGGUCUCUGUGAUAGGCUUAAAAAACUGGCCACUGACAGCAACAAAUUCCGUGCAAAGAAAGACCGUCGCCAGCAGCGUUCUAGCUUUCGAGACAUUCUUCGAGCUGUGGAGGAAGGGGAUGCCCCAGAGACAUCUGUACGGUUUGGUAGGGAGACUUUAGACUUAAUGAGUUGGGUCCAUAAACGCCAGUAUGACGGUCUAUGUAGUGCUUUAGGAACUGGAAUGAACCAGCACUUGCUUGAAAAUGAUCUAAUUCGGGAUGUGUUUGGGCUGGUCCCAAUUCCCAUCAGUUCUCAGCCCAUACAGAAAGUCAGCAGAACACAAAGGCAUUUGUUCAAUGCAGCAGCCUUUAAAGCCAGGACCAAGGCCAGGGCAAAGUACAGAGACAAACGAGCUGUAACAGCCAAUGGGUCGUAUUGACAUCAAAAUGAAAGUAAAACCUCUCAUUGUAUUCUGACUGUUGUAACGCAAGCUUGUGACUCACUGAUACAAUAGCAGUAGAUAGUCAGCAUGUGGGCCAUGUCUUGUGUACCCACAUCUGUCUCAAUGUGUGGUAGAGCAUUUCUGAUCGUGGACACUGUGAAAAUCAAAAGGAUGUUGUAUAGCAGAUGUUCAUGAUGUAAUCCAUCAUACAGAGCCAUUGGGAACCAGGAGUGAGAAGUGUGUGAAACUAUUUACCUUCUAUCUUCUCCAUACAUGAAGGCAACUUAUCAACAUUGUCACUGUACUAUAUAUUGAGAAUUUUUAUGGUAAUGUUGGAGAGAAAUAAGAAUUCUUUCAAAGCAUAAUUACUGACUUUGUGGUAAAAAUGGUCUGAUUUCACAGAGGGUGAUAGUCAUUAUCACCUGUCAGUAUAUGUAUAUUAAAUACACACGGCUGUUUUUACAAGGUUUAGUGCUGGAGAAAGUUGUUUACCGCAAAUUCUCAAAAAAAUUUGAAAUGUCUAUCAGUUUGUAUGUGGAAAUAUUAAAGGUAUAAUUAGCUCAUCUCAUGGUAGAGAUUUUAAGGUUUUGAAUUUUUCUAAUAAUUGAUAUACAUGUACCUGGCAUUUAUGCCAUUGACACAAUCUCAGUCAAUGAAGUAAGAGAUGCAUGAUUAUAGCAAAAGAAAGAAAGAAAUAUUUCAGGAUAUUAUAUAUACAUAUAUCUAUGUUAAAUUUGUUUGGUGUGUCAUGAAUUGCACUGCAUAAAUGAACCUAAACCUCCGCUCCAUAAUUGACAGAAAAGUGGGUAGGACAUGAAAUUAGCCUACAAUUCUGAUAAAAUUUUAAGUAAAGGAUGGUUUCAACUACUCAGAGAUAUUUUGUUUUCUUGCUUGUUGAGGUUUUGGUUUGUCUAUAUAACACUUUACUUUGAUAUUGAAAUAUUUUUAUGUGAACUCUAGUUACUUACUUUUUAUGAAAUCAUAAAAGGCGAGUAAUUCUGUUUUUGUAGAAAUAUUCUUAAGUCUUAUUAACAGAAGUACUGGUCUGCCAUUUCAUAAAUAUUAAGUUAUUGUUUAUGUUUUGCAUAUAUUGUACCUCUAGGGACCUACAGCUUGGAAUGAUCGUCAUAAGAGAGUUCGUAUCUGCGUCUUUUCGAAGUCGUUAGGUACACCAAAAUUUUAUUCCUAUUGUGGUAGUAGGGCAUGUGGAAGUUUCAUGUCAGAAAACAUUGUUAACUACGUAGAAAACGUUUGGAUUUAAAAAGAAAAGCAGACAAAAGACCAUGAGGUUGGCAGUGUGAGCAUAAGGCACGACUGGACUGAGCUUUGUCAGUUAUUUGGGUAAUGAAAUGUGAACAGUUUAAUUGAUUCGAGUACGCAGUACCGGCUCUGUUCACAUUGGGAGGGUGAAGUCUUUCAAAUCUACCGCUAUUCUAAAAAAAAAAACAUGCGGCUGGUUCACAUUGCUUUUCUGUCAACUGGCAUUAAUGUCAUUCUAGAUGAACUAUUUUAUGGCUUAUGUGUGCUUUUGUCCAUCUGGUAUGGUCUUCCGUGAGGAUUCUAAAUGAUGAAUGUUUUAGACGAAAAAUUUGGAAUAAACUGUCUUAUC
This is a messenger RNA of Liolophura sinensis, 3056 nucleotides long. RefSeq names its product interferon-related developmental regulator 2-like. The record is from RefSeq and is a predicted model, not a curated record. NCBI's taxonomy places the organism in Eukaryota, Metazoa, Mollusca, Polyplacophora, Chitonida, Chitonidae.